Molecule: messenger RNA, 4050 nt
Organism: Symbiodinium pilosum
Lineage: Eukaryota; Dinophyceae; Suessiales; Symbiodiniaceae
Source: the annotation of a GenBank genome assembly
AUGCUUCACGCCGCCCUGCUGUUCAUUGCAUGUCUUCGACUGGUUGAGGCCAAAGUGCUCUUAUUCUGGGCCGUGGAUGGCAGCAAGAGAACACAGGACAUGGUGAGAAAGAACAUCCGCCACGUAGAAGAUGCCGGAGUGCCACACGACGUGAUUCUGGCGCACUACCGCGGUACUGACAAAGACUGGGAUCACAAAUGGUACAAGAAGCAUGUUUCCGAGUCUCUGGUCGCCAGGGGUUACAAGUUCCAUCUGAUGCAGAAGGCCUACAAGGAGGGGCUUUGGGAGAAGCACUAUGAGUUUGUCUGGGCUCUUGAUAGCGACAUCGACCUGUCUCAGGCAGACAUUCAGCGAUUCCUGGCCCUGGCACGGCUCACCCAGUCCCCGAUAGUAGGCCCAACGUUCGUGCAAGCGAAUGGGAAGCCUUUGUUGAUGCAGGAGCACAGCGCCAUGGUUCGCCGAGAAGGACAUGCGCCUUCAAAAGAUGCCCACCGGCAUGCACAUCAAAUAAGUGGCCCGAACGCCAUUCAAAGUCCGGAUGCAGGAUGUGACUUCCGACACACAGACUUCGUGGAGCUGACAGCACCACUGCUCAAGUCGCACGUGCUGAAGCUUGUUCUUCGAGAUUGCAAUGCUUGCAUCCACGACAAGUCGGACUGGGGGCUGGACAUGAUGUGGUGCAAGUACGCGUCCGAGAGGCUGAAGAACCAGGCAUGUGCGCUGAUCGAUUCGACUCCCGUCAUCCACAUGGACUGGGGGCUGGCACCAAUCAGUCAAGAGUUCUACAAAGCUCUGAACGCUGUCCAGGCACGCUACGACAUAUACUGGAGCGAUCGCCGGGUGCUGGAUUGUAAGCAACGAGGUGAAGGUCUGGUGGAGAUCCCCGAGGGCGAGGAGGGCGCAGCUCAGACGGGUAAGAAGCACAGCUUGAAGAAGGCUGCGAACUCAACACGCCAAAAAGCCACCGGAGAAUCAGACACUGCUACCAAGGCAGAGGACCAGCAAAGCGAGAAUGAAGACGAGCCGCCAGAAGAGGUGCAAACCGAAGAUGGACUUCCUUUGGACAGCCAGUCCAAAGCAUCUUCGGAGGGCGAGUCCGUCGACGAUGAAGCCGAAGAGGAGGAAGAGGAGCAGGAUGCAGACGCAGUGCCGAGCAAGAACAAGACAGCACAGACGCCGACAAGGGCUGGAAGCAACAGCAGCAAGCAAGCUGCGAAGAAGGCGAAAGAACACAGCUCAAGCGCUGCUGCUGCCUCCAAGGAAGGGUCCAGAAAGCAAGCCAGUGCAGGCAAAGAGGAAGAUCAAGAAGAAGAUGGUGGGCUUGAAGGAGGCCAACCCAAGGAUGAUGUCGUCGACGAUGAAGCCGAAGAGGAGGAAGAGGAGCAGGAUGCAGACGCAGUGCCGAGCAAGAACAAGACAUCACAGACGCCGACCAGGGCUGGAAGCAACAGCAGCAAGCAAGCUGCGAAGAAGGCGAAAGAACACAGCUCAAGCGCUGCUGCUGCGUCCAAGGCAGGGUCCAGAAACCAAGCCAGCGCGGGCGAAGAGGAGGAAGAUAGUGAUGACGCGCCCGACGUGGACACUGCGGUGAACACUUCGCAUACAAAGGACAAACCUGCUCGGUCAGUGCCUGGCGAAGGUAUCUUCAAGGUCAAGGCCACCCAGGAUCCUAUGCUCAAUGCCGGCAGCCUUCACCGCUCCAUGGGUGAGCCAACUGUUGCCUCCAAGAGAAUCUUGCAAGCAGGGAAGGCGACGGCUCAGACGAAAGAAGCGAAAGAAAAGACAGGUUCCAAGAGCAAAGCAGCCAACGACAGCCCUCCAGAAUACCAGGAUGUAUCUCUGGGAGACGAGGAGAAUUUGGACCUGGACUGGCCGGCUGAGAUGGAUGCAGAGACCAAGAAGAGCGAUCCUUCCAUGCACGAAUCGUAUGCCACCAAUGCUGAGACCAAGCAGGGAGAGCAAGUGGACGGCAAUUCGGGUGCCCAGAGCGUUCACGGAGGACAAGAUGACACGAUCGAGUUCCAGGAGGCCACCAUGGCAGUGCAUCCUUUCGUUGUUGAGGUGAGUCAGAGCCGAGGGAGCCCCGGCUCUCAAGACGCUGCUUCCGCCACAGCGUUCGAGGAGGCUGAGCAGAGAUUGCGAGAUGACAUCGAGUCCUUGAAGAAGCUUGAAGAGGACCUCCGGCUCCUGAAGAAGGCUCCUGGCCAAGAGAAGCAGAACGAGAAGCAGAACAAUGCUCAGAAGUCGAGCAAGGCCAAAGUCGAGGGCAAUGGGGCUUCUCACAAGCGCAGGAAGGGGCAUGCAGCAUUAGCUGUGAGCCACCAGGCGGUGUCUCUGCUGGAUCUUGGUUCAGCGCCUGCGAGCGAGGAGGAGCUGCAGGCGCUGCAGAUUCAGAAGCUUGCUGCUGGGCAGCGUGAAGUGGCUAUGCAGGCCCUCCAGGAGGUUGAAGCCAGCCUGGGUUCCUCAAUGACCGCGGAUCAGCUCGACAGAAGCAGGCGAGCUGCAAUCGAAUCCGUCCGGCACGCCAUUGCUGAGCAGGUGGAUGCGCAAGAAAGACAGCAGAGUGUGAAGGUUGAAGGAGCCACGUCUGAGCUCAGUGCACAACACACGGGCAACGAGGUAGAGCUCUCGCAUGCGGUGACCCUGCUGAAGGCAGAGCUCGCCGAAGCCAAGAAAGUCGCGGAAAAAGAUCGCCAGGUGGAAGAGCAGAAGAUGAGCGCUCUUGAAGAGCGACUGGCACACCAGCGAAGUGAGCCAGACAGGCACAACGAGGACAAGCUCCUCAUGGCACGGGCGAAGCAAAUCAUGCAGCUCAAGGCCCAAGUGCGGUGGGAUAGCCAGCGCCUAUCCAAAGAGAAAGAGGACGAAGUGGUCCUGAAGAACAAGAUCAAGCAGUUGGAGGACAAGCUUCAGCUGCGAACGCAUGCCUCGUUCCGAGAGGCGCAUUCGAAAACGGCAAAGCACAAGCACGCACAAGGGCUGCAGAAGGUUCAGGCACAUGCAGUUGAAGUGGACCACAGUGGUCUUGCAGUGCCCACACAGACGGCUGAUGUGGCGUGCAUGGAGCCUUGCGCCGGUGUGGAUGAUGCAGAGAUAGAUUUCUCGUGCAUCUCCUACCGCACGCAGCCGGGGCAGUUCAAUCCCAUCACAUCAGUGCAGGCACUGAAAUCUUCCGGUGUGUCCUCUUUUUCCAAGGGGAAGAGCGUCGCUGCAGCCAUGGAGCGUUUAGCAGAGAGGUUGCAGCCGGAGUUCAUCCUCUCGCUUGGGGACAACUUCUACAUCCGGGGAGUAGCAGACUCCGAAGAUUCUCAAUUUCAGGAAUCCUUCGAAGACAUCUACAGCUACGGCCACUUGUCGGAGAUCCCUUGGCAGAUCACUAUUGGAGAUCAUGACCACCGGGGCAACGUCUCUGCAAUGCUGCAUCGGCCGCAGCGAAACCCUCGGUGGCGCUUGCCUGCGCCGUACUACUCGUUCCGCCUGCCGAUCGGGCAGAAAGAGGUGAGAUUCAUCAUAGUCGAUUCUGUGGGCCUCGAAGGCGGCAUGCUUGAGCACACCCCUAAGGGGCGGCGUUUCGAGCAGGACCUCUCAGAAGAAUUCGCUGGCGGUAAGGCUGGCGAGGCGCAGUGGUCCUGGCUGUCUGAAAGCCUGGCCAACGCGGAUGGGUCCUCAUUGCAGGUCGUUGUGGGGCACCGGCCAAUCCGCAGCUUGGCCGACCGUGGCAAGCACGGCGCAGCGCCGCCUGAGGCGGCUGCAGCCGAGGCACUGAAGGAAGCGCUGCUAAAGGCACCCCAGCCUGUCCUUUACUUACAUGGGCACGACCACGUCAUGCAGCAUUUCCGCGAAAGUGAGCACGAGGUGCAUCACCUCGGAAACGGAGUGGGCGGGAUGGGGUUGCAUCCCCUCAAGAAUUGCUCCAACUGCAGCGAGUUCCAGUGGGGAACUUCCGCGCACGGCUUUGCGGUGCACGAGCUUGCGAAGGAUUUUCUGGCCACACACUUUGUGGACGCCGAAACACACGAAGUCCUGCACUCUGUGGUUAUUCCUUUCUGA